AUGGCCGACGCGGGGCUGGCGAGGAGGAGGAUGGAUGGCAUCGGCACGGUGUACGGCGAGGGCGGCGACCCGUCGGCGCCGAGCCUUCUGAUGGGAUCACACACCGACUCGCAGCCCGAGGGCGGCUGGCUGGACGGAGGCGGCCCGCCGCUCCCCCGCCACCGCACCCGCGCCACUCGACACAUAUGCCACGAGUCCUCGGCAUCGCUCGGCGUCGUCUACGCCCUCGAGGCGGCGCGGGUGCUGCACGAGGCUGGCGCGCCGGGCGCGUGGUCCGACGAGGAGGGGCGGUACAACACUCUGACCGGCUCGCGUGAGAUGGCGGACGGCCGUGCGAGGGCGGGGCUGUCCGCGGCGCCGGCCCACAUCGAGCAGGGCCCGCGCCUCGAAGCCGCCAACGCGUCGCUCGGCGUUGUGACGGCGGUCGUCGGCCUCCGCCAGAUGCGCGUCUCCUUCCUCGGGAGGCAGGACCACGCCGGCGGGUGCGAGAUGCCCGAGCGGGCCGACGCUGCGCUCGCGGCGAUGCGGUACGCUAGCGGCCUCGACGCGGCGCUGCGACGGGUGUGCGACGCGCCGGAGGCGUGCGACGGCGCCGUCUGGACCUUCCCUGACCUGACGGGUUUCGUUUCGCACUCGACCAUCCCAGGCGAGGCCAACCUCACGCUGCAGUUCCGCGCGCCGACCGAGGCGCCGAUGGAGGAGAUUGAGCGCCUCGCGCGCUCGCACUGCGAGGCCGAUCGGCCGCGCCUGCUCGUCGAGAUCGCCCGAGGCACGCUCGCGAUGCCCAGCCGGGCGGUGCACGACGCGUCGCCCGUGGCGACGAGGAUGCCGGCGGCGAUGCUGUUUGUGCCUUCGGUGGGCGGCGUCUCCCACUCGUUUGAUGAGCACACGCACGACAAGGACCUCGCCCUCGGGGCGCGCGCGUUCGUGGGCGCCGCGGCCGGGAUUGUGUUGCAGCAGUGCGCGGCGACGCCGCCGGAGCUUGGACGCGUGUCAACUGUAAUUCCCGCAUGA
Molecule: messenger RNA, 1014 nt
Organism: Emiliania huxleyi CCMP1516
Lineage: Eukaryota; Haptophyta; Isochrysidales; Noelaerhabdaceae
Exons: 10
Coding region: 1-1014 (337 amino acids)
Molecular function (GO): hydrolase activity, acting on carbon-nitrogen (but not peptide) bonds, in linear amidines
Source: RefSeq, a predicted model, not a curated record